UUCAGAGGUUUCUAUAAAGGAGAGUGAGAGAGUGACUUCGGAGGCUGUCUUUGUGUUGGAUUUGCUGUGCUGCGGAAGUGGUUCAAUCUUGGUCAUCUGAAAUGGCGACAUUUAAUGAAAAGAAGACAUGCAGCGAGCGUAUGCAAAACUUUGGGCGUUUUGUAUGGAACCCCGACACAGGAGAGCUGCUGGGAAGGACCUUAGUAAAAUGGGUGUUUAUAAGUCUUUACUAUGUGGCUUUUUACAUUAUUAUGAUUGGACUGUUUGCACUUUCCAUCUACUCUCUGAUGAAAACAUUGGACCCUUACGAGCCGGAUUAUAAAGAUCAACUGCAGUCGCCAGGUGUUACAAUAAGGCCAAGUGUGUAUGUAGACGAAGAUAUUGAAAUCGUUUAUAACAUCUCAGAUGAAAAUUCUUACAGAGGAAUUGUGAAAAGUCUGCACACAUUUCUCUCAGUGUACAACAAAACCAAACAGCAUGAAAUGAUGAACAAGGACUGCAGCAACUUAACUGAUGUCAAAUCUUUAUUGGCGGGUGGUGGACGCACCAAACAUGCCUGUCAAUUCACUACGGACAUGCUUGGAAAUUGCUCCUGUGAUAACGAUCCCACAUUCGGCUAUGCAUCGGGACAGCCUUGUAUCUACAUAAAAAUGAACAGGAUCAUACAGUUCAUGCCUGACAAUGCUACAGCCCCAACUCUACAUUGCACCUCAAAGGAUGAUCUUGGACCUGUAGAAUAUUUUCCACAUGGAUCAUUUGGUUUGCAGUAUUUCCCAUACUAUGGAAAGCUGGCUCAGCCGAACUACACCAACCCAUUAGUGGCAGUGAAACUUCUUAAUCCUGCCAAGAACCAUGCAUUAAAAAUUGUGUGCAGAGUUAAUGGCAGCCACAUUAUAAGUGAUAACCCUCAUGAUCCGUAUGAAGGAAAAGUGACCUUCACGCUUAAAAUAGAAAAUUAA
Bufo gargarizans (Asiatic toad) is the source of this 959-nucleotide messenger RNA. It is a transcript of the gene ATP4B, whose product is annotated as ATPase H+/K+ transporting subunit beta. Lineage: Eukaryota; Metazoa; Chordata; Amphibia; Anura; Bufonidae. The coding region runs from base 102 to 959 and encodes 285 amino acids. Gene Ontology annotation, molecular function: ATPase activator activity. Gene Ontology annotation, biological process: sodium ion export across plasma membrane; intracellular potassium ion homeostasis; intracellular sodium ion homeostasis. Gene Ontology annotation, cellular component: sodium:potassium-exchanging ATPase complex. The record is from RefSeq and is a predicted model, not a curated record. The transcript has 7 exons.